Messenger RNA from Scomber scombrus (Atlantic mackerel), 4747 nucleotides. It is a transcript of the gene mtmr11, whose product is annotated as myotubularin related protein 11. NCBI's taxonomy places the organism in Eukaryota, Metazoa, Chordata, Actinopteri, Scombriformes, Scombridae. The record is from RefSeq and is a predicted model, not a curated record. The coding region runs from base 404 to 2914 and encodes 836 amino acids. The transcript is spliced from 17 exons.
GCUGCAAAGCGUCACUAACAGUGGACACGUCUCUCUCCUCUCCCGGUGACUAACCCUCACAACAUAAUUAUUAAUAGUCCGGUGACUGAUGGUCGGUUUUCGUGCAGGGUGUGCGCUUGUUUUCCGUGUGGUGACCAGAGGACUCAGAGGAGGCUGUCAGUGGCGAUGAAUAGCGAUGAAAACAGCGAAAAUAGUUUGCUUUGCUACAUUGAACACCUCUGUUGCUACAAGCGUUGCUGGACUCCGGACUCUUGUUUUUUUUAAAUGCUUUUUUGGGGGGGAUUAAAAUGGAAAGAGGACGGCGCUAAAACAACACAAUUAACCUGUUAAUAAUACUAACAUAUAGUUUUUUUAUUAGGGGUUUAUUUCAGCUUCUUUUCUUUAUUUAACUCGAGUUGAAAAGAUGUUGACUGGAUCUAAAACCACGUUCAAAGUCAGACAAAUGCUCCCAGAUAUCAAGGAGAGGAUGCUGAGUCAGAGCGGGACGAACGCAAGGAGUCGAGAUGUGUUCGGACUACGCUGCCUACCAGGCGAGUGUGUGCUUCAAAGGGCCGUUAUGGUGAGGAAGAAGUUGACUGCAAGGGAAGGAAGAGGAUGGCUGUCUGGGACACUCUUUUGUACUCACUUCAGAGUCGCCUUUGUACCCCAGGACAGUCCCAAACCUGAUGACAAUGCAGAUCCAGUGCUUUUAGGAGAUCAUGAUGUGGCUUUGGCGUCCAUAGAGAAGGUUGUGGUUGUGGGGCCAAACAGGACCAAGCUGGUGACCCCAAACUCCUCGCUGAAGUUCACACCAGAGGAGCUUGUGCUUUACUGCAGGGACCUGCGAGUCAUCUGCUUCCUGUUUGACCGCCUCACUCCUGACGCACAAGUCAUAGAGAUGACCUACACCAUCGCCAAGACCUACCAGCCUCUCAAACCAGGCUCAGUUUUGUCUUUCCAGAACGCCGCCCUCGGGAGUGUAGAAAUGAAGCAGUUUCUAAGCAACCGCCGCAGAGACGCCCACAUGAACUGGUUUGAAUCCGUCUCAGACUGGGAGCAAGAGGUGGAGAGGUGUGGAGCCACCGGCUGGAGAGUCAGCUCGGUGAACGACCGCUUCGAGAUGUCCACAAGCCUGCCCAGGUUCAUCGUGUUUCCACAAAAGGUUUUAGACACUGAGCUGAAGAAAAGCUUCGCCCAUUUCAACGAGGGACGCAUCCCACGCUGGUGUUGGCGACACCCUAGAGGCAGCGAUCUAAUGCGAAUGGCCAGCUUCCAGAAUAACAUCUACCAUGAGAAAGACGACAUCAGAAACCUGGAGCUGAUCCUGUUUGGUAGUCAGUCCUCUCUGUGUGUGGUGGUGGAGCUCGGAGAGGAACUGCCCUCACCUGCUGACAUCCAGCUGGCACACAGCCGUCUGCGCGCCCUCUGUCUGGGAGAUAUCUCCACAUCUGUGACUGUGCCUGAUGACAAAUGGUUAUCCACCCUGGAAGGCACCCACUGGCUAGACUACACCAGGUCCUGUCUGAAGAAAGCUUCAGAGGUGGCCUGUCUCCUUCGUGGUGGUCACCUGACCGUGGCACUGCAAGAAUCGGAUGACCGUGACAUGGGCUGCAUGGUGUCCAGCUUGGUGCAGGUGAUGUGUGACCCCCACUGUCGGACCCAGCGUGGCUUCCAGAGCUUGGUGCAGAAGGAGUGGGUGAUGGCCGGCCACCGCUUUUACAGCCGCGUCAACUAUCACCGCGACAACGACAAGGAAGAGGCUCCAGUCUUCCUGCUUUUCCUGGACUGCGUUUGGCAGCUGUGGUCCCAGUAUCCCUCUCGCUUCCAGCUGACAGAUGACUUCCUGUUAGCUCUGCACGACAGCGUCCACCUGCCACUCUUCUCCAGCUUCCUGGCCAACUGCCAGCGGGAGAGAUGCAAACGCUCCCAGACCCUCGGGCAGUCCUACACUCCGGUCAAUGGCUGGAGAGAUGUCCUUCAUCCAGACUCCUCAGAUCCAUCUGACCCUCCUCUGCCCUCAGUUUGGGACUGGGCUCUACAGUACAGCAAGCAGAGACAAGUGCAUUUCACCCAACCUGUCCCCCCGAACCCUCCGCUGCAGCCUCUGCUCAACGGAAACCUCAACACCAACCCAGACACUCACAGACUGACUGACACCAUCCCCGGCUCGGUGUUCCUCCUCUCUCGAGGCACUUUCACCUGUCCUGCUAACCUGCUUCCCUGGCGCAGCGGCAGUUUGGGUGUUUACAAAAAGAGCCACCGGAGGGCGCCGUCCUCUGAAAACGUUCCCGGCUUGGAGAGGCUACUGAAAGCCUGGGCCCUGACUGAGCUUCCCCAGGGCCUCACUUCCUCCUCUGGACCUCAAGGACCACUUGACCCCUACGAGCCUUUACUGCCCCUCCUUAUGGGGCCUUGCAUGGGCCUGUGGAGGGAGUGCUACCUCCGAGGGGCGCUCCAUGCACAGGCAUUCUCACACCCCAUCUCUGCCAACCACCCCCACCCUGUGGAGCGACUAGCCCGUGAGGUGCAGCAGCUCAAAGACAAGCUAGAACAAGUGUCCUCCACCACCAACACCACCACCAGCACGGAUCCUCACCCACCCAUCAGGACAGCUGAGCCCCGGCGGACCGACACCAACAUGAACCAGAACACCAACAACGGCACUUUCCUCUUCCCAGCGUCGAGGCCUCAGAGCGCGGGUGCGAGCAGAGCGGCGGCCCCCUCUAACUCCACCAACUACCAGACUUCAAGGGGUCCUGUGCCCGCCUCAGCCCCACCAUCCAGGCCCAGCCACAAAGAUAACGGUGGAAGCAACAAACACACCUUCCUCUUUGGGCACUCGUCAGUAACAGAGGCCCGUCCUGACCAGCGCUACUAUCCUGCACCUAAUAAUGCCAAGCUGCCUAAGAGCAACGGAUCCUCAAUAGCCUCCUGAGGUCUGAUACAGACCCUCCCAACCCAUGAUGGGUACUAUAACCAAAUCACCUGCCUGCACAUUAUAAAACAGACCGUUCUCUGGCUGGCUUCAUGUACUGAGGAGACCCAGACGUGUUUCCUGUCAUUUGAUUAUUGACUAUAACAUGAUAAGCAAAAUGAGACACAUUUGGGUGCAGCACAGUAAACUUACUGCAGUAGUAUCAAAUAAUCAGUGCAAGAGCCCUCGACUCUGUUACAUAUCAUCAGUACUGUAUUUUUAAAAAAAUGUGACAACUGUUUUGUAUAUUUGUAAAUGUAACAAACUCCUGAUUUAUUCAAUAUUUCCUCUAAAGAAAUGUAUCUUAGUGCAGUGAAGCAAAGACUUAAAAAGAAUAAGGGCUUCAGAAUGAAAGCUUUAGAGCACAUCUUGCAAUAUCUUAAAAAACGCAGUCGAAACUGUCAUGACACAUUUUUUCUAAGUGUCAUGACACUCUUCAUGAAAAGCUUGUAUAGUCCAUUUUUAGCUUCUUAGAAGGCGUUCUUAUCCGAGUGACAGGGUAGGAUGUAGAUAAUGGUGUCAUGCUUUAAGGGCACUUAGACAAGACACAAAGCAGUGAAUACACACAUCAGAGUCCAUUAUGUGACUGUUAGAUAUUUAAUAUGUGCAAAAAGACACAUUCAUUUCCUCAUUUUGGUAUCUGAGCUUCAUAAAAAGUAGAAUUUUGUUUAGUAAAUGAUAAUAUUCUUCUAAUGAUAAUCUUCAUUUUUGAGCUCCAGGCGUUGUGACCAGUGACUUAAAUGUGGAAUUUAGGGCAUGAGAGCUAUUUUGGUGCUGCUCUCAUAUCUCCUCAGUUGCAUGCAUGCUUGGGAGCAGCGAGAGGCCCAGAUUCAGCUCAGUGUUAGCCUCUAUGUGUCAGAAUAUGACCACUGAAUAUUAUUGUAGUAUAAUUCAUCUCCUGCAUGACUGAGAUCAUUUCAGGGCUUAAGUAAUAUAAUCUUAACUAAACGUUUAUCUUUCUCUCAUGUUAUUUUAUCGGUCAACUUCUGAUGUCAUACAUGAUGAUACAUGUUGAUAAAUGUGAUUUCUGUAGUUUUUGACCAAACUCUAGUUUUUGACCAAAUUUAGUAUUAUUUUGAAAAUGUCUCCAUCAUUUUUGUAAAAACACAGAUGUUAUUCUGCCUUUUGAUUAUUAUACCUUGAGAAGGUACCAGUGUUGGAAGCAAAGGGAAGCUUAUUUCUUCCUGUGUUUACUCUUUUUUUUCUUCUCCCUGGUGGUGUAUCAGUAUGCAGCCAGCAUUUAGGUCAAGGACUUGGAAGUGUCUGACUGCAUUUAAAGCACAGAGGGAAGCGUCUGGUCCUGUGCCUUUAAGUCCAGGUUGUUCGCAUGAUGUGGGUGUCAAGUAGAUGCACUGGCAUCAUUCCCACGGAUGAAUGAAUUUGCACCGAUUAUGUAUUUGAAAAAGCAUGUUUUUCUAGAUUUUUUUAUGGCGGUAUAACAGUUGACAGAUGUAUGCCUGAUGCUGACCGUCUCUUAUGUCAAACGGUACCUCACUUAAUAGCACUAUGAAUUAUUAAAUUGUUGUAAAUAUUCAUUACAUCAAUAUCAGCUACAAUUUCAGAGCUUUCCAGGUGUGAUGCCAAUGCAUUUGCUUGUCUUCCAUGGAAUAAAAAACAAGUUCAUCAUCGUCCUGUUGCAGCACGAAAGAUCAAAUCUGAUCUUCUGCUGCACCUCUUGGUCUGCUUCAUUGUAUAAUUUAAUGUUUUUGGUACGAUCUUUACUUCAAUUUGCCAGAUGUACAUAUUUUUUUUUGUAUCAGCAUGUUUUGAUCCUGAUAAAUAAAAAGUAUUAUC